AUGUACUUUGGCCCAAGGCAACUGAAGCCAACAACAUUCCCUACUCUACGCAUGUACUUUGGCCCAAGACUCGAGCCCAAACUACAAUGUCUCGAGCUCGUCCAGCAGCAGCAGCAGCAGCACGAGAAGCAGCAGUUUAGCAUCGCCUACCGGAGACAUACCCGCGUGCAGUCAGCGGUCUCAAAGCUCACUCACGAGCGCAUCAUCAGUAGACAGCAGCACGUCUCAGACUGUCCACGGCAGUCUCCCUUUGUUCCUACAGUGACUGCAAUCUCAGCCUUCUCGGAUCUGCAGUGGAUGGUCCAACCGACCACCGUCAUCUCAGCAUCUGCCUCCCCCUCCUCCCCCUCCAGCGGCGCAAAGCCUACAAGAGCUCAUGGCGCAACCCAGUCAUCUUCAAGAGCGGGAGGGAGCAAGGAACAAUCCACCAACAAGAAAGGGAAAAAACAGGCUACAUCAGAAGAGGAUGAGAGGAGGAAGAUCAGGAGAGAGAGGAAUAAAGUGGCCGCGGCCAAGUGUCGCAACAGACGGAGGGAGCUCACCGACACCCUGCAAGCCGAAACUGAUCAGCUUGAAGAGGACAAAGAGGCCUUGCAGACAGAGAUAGCCCACCUCCUGAAAGAGAAAGAGAGUCUGGAACAGAUCCUAUCCGCCCACCAGCCAGCCUGCAAACUAGCCGCCGCUGAAGACAACAACGUGGAAGAAGACAUCGAUGAAGACAUCGACGAAGACAUCGACGAAGACAUCGACCGCAUGCUCCAGGACCCUCCGGAUUCCCCCCAGCUGCUCUCCAUCUUGGAGAACGAAGACAAACUCCAACUCCCAGAGGGAAAUGCAACACUAGUGACUGUGUCCGACACUCCUUCGCUUCAGGACAUGGAAACUGUUGUGGUCCCCUCGAGCAUCUCCAUCUCUGCCUCGGCCAUCUUGGGUAACUCCAACAUCCUGCUGUGCUCCAGCGCUGAGGAAGAACCCAUGGAUGACCUAAACUUCGACCAAGAUGACUUAGACGAUCUGGUCCCUAGCCUGGAACUCAACAUGGCUGUGGCCCCUCAGAACGCCCCGUCUGUCCCCGACAUCGACCUCCUCGGGGGCCCCUUUUGCCUCUCAGACUGGGAGACUCUGUACAAGUCGGUGUCCAACAAUCUGGAGCCUCUCUGCACCGCCACGAUGAUGUCUUCCAGUGACAGUCCUACCUGUAGCAGUUACCGCUCUGUGUUUAGUUUGAAUUACUCAGAGAUAGACUCUUUGGCGGGGACAGGAGUUGCAACUCCAGCUCUGAGGCCCUCAAAGGAGGUGUUGGUGGUAGAUCUGAUUUGAUGAACU
Messenger RNA from Salvelinus namaycush (lake trout), 1326 nucleotides. Its product is annotated as proto-oncogene c-Fos-like. Lineage: Eukaryota; Metazoa; Chordata; Actinopteri; Salmoniformes; Salmonidae. The coding region runs from base 1 to 1320 and encodes 439 amino acids. The record is from RefSeq and is a predicted model, not a curated record. Gene Ontology annotation, biological process: regulation of transcription by RNA polymerase II. The transcript is spliced from 5 exons. Gene Ontology annotation, molecular function: DNA-binding transcription factor activity, RNA polymerase II-specific; RNA polymerase II cis-regulatory region sequence-specific DNA binding. Gene Ontology annotation, cellular component: nucleus.